GUGCAUGGUGGACUGUCGCCCGGUCAGCGACAACAUGCUUCUUGUGGCUGUGCUCGUGGUGUGGCCUCGGUGUGAACUGUGAUAGUGACAUGUUUCUCUGGAGCCUUUCUGUCUGACAAACACCAAUCAGGAGGAGGCGGAAUAGGAGGAGGAGUGAUAGUCAUGGCAGCAGGCCGCGAGGCCACCAGCCCGCUCCUCGGAGGCCUCCUAAUAUUUGCUAUGAUGGUUGGCGGGGGCGGUGUGGGGAGCGGGGGCGGGGCCAGUGGCAGUGGCAGUGAGAUGUGGCCGCUGGAGAGGCCGGACGGCAUGCCGGCCAUACAAGCGCUGGAGGUGAUGUGUGGCAAGGACCAUAUGGACGUACACCUGUCAUUCACGGCGCCCUUCGAGGGCAUCGUCUCCUCCAAGGGCCAGUACGGCGACCCGCGCUGCGUCUAUGUGCCUCCCUCCACCGGCAAGACCUUCUUCUCGUUCCGGAUCGCCUAUGCGCGCUGCGGCACUAAGCCCGACCUACACGGCCAGUUCUACGAGAACACGGUCGUCGUGCAGUACGACAAGGACCUGCUCGAGGUCUGGGACGAGGCUAAGCGUCUGCGCUGCGAGUGGUACAACGACUACGAGAAGACCGCCUCCAAGCCACCCAUGGUCAUCGCCGAUCUCGACGUUAUUCAGCUCGACUUUAGAGGGGAUAAUGUGGACUGUUGGAUGGAGAUUCAACAUGGCAAGGGGCCGUGGGCUCCCCCUGUCAGUGGCAUCGUGCCUCUAGGAUCAACACUAACUCUCGUUGUGGCUAUCAACGAUUACAGAGGUGAAUUCGAUAUGCGAGUGAAGUCGUGCGCUGCCUCGGAUGGCGGCGGCCACAUAAUCCAGCUGAGCGACGAGAAUGGCUGCGUGCUCAGGCCCAAGAUGAUCAGCCGCUUCCUCAAGGCACGCAUCAACGACGAGCGAGCAUCCGUCAUCACCUACGCCUUCUUCCACGCCUUCAAGUUCCCUGACGCGCUCAGUGUGCAUAUCAAGUGCAAGGUGGAGAUCUGCAGGCACGGCUGCCUAGAUCACUGCCAACUGGGAGGCGGUGGUGGUGGCGGAGGCCUCGACAUUCCCCUGGAUCACUACGGUCCAGUCGACCGCAAAGACCCGCAGGCGGCCGAUCGCAAAGACCCGCAGCAUGCCGGCGACAAGCAGCACUCGGACACGUUCGGCGACCUCAUCUACGACGAAAUGCUCAACCUCGACGACAACGAGCCGCCCAACGACGCCGGUCAGCAACCUCAGGCUCAACAUCAGAAGCGCACGCCAGUCGUCGACAACAAACCAACACCAUUCCAGGAGAUGCCAUUGCGAAACCAGAACGCGAACGUGCGGGAGCCAUCGGACCGGUUCCCUUACGGGCCGCGCAACCUAGACCCGGCCGGUGCGGGCAGCGAGGCGCCGCGGCUGCGUCGGCGUCGCUCGGUGGUCGUGUCCGACCGCAAGGUGCGAAGCGCCGACGUCGGCGUCAGCGGCCUCUAUGACGUCAUAUCCGAGGCCGACCUUGCCUUCACGCCCGACUCCAGGGCUGAGGCGGUCACCGUCUUCCAGGGUCGCAUUAGAGAGGAGGUGGUGUAUGGAAUUUGCCUUCCCGUUCCGGGCUUCAGUCUGCUGUUCCUGCUGGUGUCUGUGUCAGCAGUUGGCUCGGCGCUGAUUGCCGGGUCGCUGCUCUACAGAUACCAGCUGCAGCGCGAGGCACAACAAGUGGUCGCCAGACAGCAGCACCAGCGACAGCGGCGACACCUGUCGCGUCAACCGCAGCCGCAGCCGCAACCGGGCAGUGCGAUGGUCGUCAACUCGCUAGCCAGCUGGAUGGCACUCAGGCUGCUCAGAGCCAGGAUCCAACAGCCAUCCGACCAACAGUGCACCGCUCACAACGGCUGAACCAUUUCAUCAGUCACCAGUACCAGCCUACGAGAUGGCUGUGGUUCAGGGCAUGGAAUUAACACUUGGUGUGGAGCGGUGCGGUGCGGUGCGGUGCGGUGCGGUGCGGUGCGGUGCGGUGCGGUGCGGUACGGAACGAUAAACCGACGUCAAGUGUUUCCCCAAAACAGAUUAUCACACUGCCCUCUAUCCUCAGUUAAUUGAACACUUUGUGAAGUGAUGAAUCUCUAAACGUCUAAUUUGGAACGGUAGAGCCGACAAAUUGGCUUUCUGCGAAACAAAUUAUCACACAGCUCUCUGAAAGCUUAGUGCGGCGCUGGAUUUGUUGACGUUUCGGAGCGGUAGAGCCGAAGUAGUGAUUGAUUCUGCAGACUAUAGUAAGAUACUUUCGAUUGGCGCCGAGAAAAUUUGACGAAUUUUCCAAAUGCUCAGUUACAAGUUAUUGUGUAUUGUGCCAAAGAGGUUAAUAGGAUAAAAUAGUAUAUCGAAAACACAUAUAAUUUAAUUCUUCUUCAAUUUCAUUCAUUUCAAGAUAGUUCUUUUCCAAUAUUGAGCGUAGCCUAGUAUUAUUAUUUUGCAUUAUCUCACUGUCUUAUACAGACAAAUAAUUGUUGUUUCGUGAUGUGAAUGUAUUCAGUUGUGUGAGUGUUUUUGUUUUUUGUACAGAACUUAUUUUUAAUAUUGGGAUAAUUGAUUGUUAGUUAAAAAGUCUUGUUAUUGUAUGCACUCUUGUGGAGCUUAUCUCCUUCAUUCAAAAAUAAUUUUGAAUAACUUACUAAAGUUCAAUCUGAUUCGUUGAUACUAUACAGUUAUUUCCAUUAAGGAAUACAUAUUGCAAUAGAAUAGAAUUCAUCAACUGAUAGCUCAAUAUUAUAAGUGUUUGUUAUUGGAAACCAAAAAAAAAAAAAAAAAACAAUUGUCAUUCAGUGGCAUAUUGAAGGCGGGAGAUUUCCAGGUUAUUAACCCCCCCCCCUGAUCACGAAAGAAGGUCCAAAAAUCCAAAAUAACACUCCCCCCCUCCGUCAUCAAAUUCCACUAGGUGAAGUCUAUAGGGAUCCAAAAUUUUUGGCCAAACCCCCACCACAAUUCAAAAUCCUGGCUACACCAUCAUUCAUUCAAAACUUCCCGAGCAAAACUCACAAUUAAGAAUAUCAACUAUCUUCAAUUAUCAUCAACAAAUAAUUUUCCAAAAUACUGCACCGUCCUCAAAUUCAAAAAAAAACUUUAUUAUACAUGAUAACGUAAUUUUUAAUCUCUCUACUUAAAAGAAUUUAAUGUUAAAUUCUAAUGUUAAUGUUAAUUUUAAUGUUAAUGUCAUCGUCACUGUACCACUUCAAUAUAUAUAAUUUAUCAUAGUUUGAAGGAUUAUUAAUUUGUUAUUUAUUAGAAAAGAGUUUAUAACCUGACAAUACCGUACAUGAAAUAUUUUUGUAAAAUAACGAUUUCUACUGAGAAAUGAGUAUAAGCUUUUAUACUCCACAUUAUUAUACUACAUACAUAAUUCCCACAGCCUACAUAAUUCAAAUCUAAUAAUUUCCUGUACAUAAAAUAUCUCAAUACUUUUUGUUGUACUCUGAUCAUUUUUCACAGUACCGUAUUUUAUCGACACCUCUAUAUUAUUCACAACAUAUGCAUUUGAAGAUGCGUAAGUAAGGCGAGUAUUAGAUAUCUCUUCUAGCAAACUUUGACUUUUAUUCCUCAUUAUUUAUUCUUAUUUAACAUAGAUUAUGAAAUAGCAUGCAGUUCUUUUGAUCCGUCCUCACACUAAAAUAUUGGAACAUUGUCGUAUGUACUUUUACUAGCUCAUUUAUAAUGUUGUAUAUUUUUACUUAAGGCUCAAACACACAUAAAAUUGCUCAAAGCUUAUAAACAUAAUUUUAUUUAUUCAUGUAUAUUUGUUAUUUUUAAUAUUUAUUUUCUAGUUAGGAUAUAAAUGUUGAUCAAUAAGAAUUUUCAUAAUAUUCGGAAAUAUUUGUAUUUAAUGCAUUUGUCAUGAUAGAUCAAAUAACACUUAUUUAAAUAAAACUUAAUUUGACUAAUGAUGCAAUAGGUAUAUAUUAAAAUUAUUGGAUCAUUAAUAAUAAACCAAAUUGAUGAUAAAAGUCCAUCCCUCCCUUACGACGAUGGUCAUGGUAAGAGAAAAUUUACUUGAAAAUUAAUUUUUUAAAAAUCCAAAUAAAAUAGUCAUCUUCCAAUAAAAUGAAGCGGUUAUCAACAAAUUCCAAUAUUCCAAUCAAUCCAUCAGUUUAUUUAAUUCAAUCAGUAUUGUUAUAGGUACUUUCUUAAAUCCCCUAAUCUUGUCAUUAAGUAAUGCUUAGUUUUAAAUGUUGUAGUAUAGGAUGAUUCUAAUGAUAAGUUUGAAUUUGAUUAGGUGUAUUUUUAAUCCAGUAAGUCGAUUUCUAGUAACUCUGAAACAAUAAAUAAUGAAAAAUGAAAAUAAUUUCUCUGAACAUUAUUACGUAUAGUGUGAAAAUUUACUCAAUCUGAAUUAUGCACUACUGUACACUGUAAGCAACGACUCAAAUAAUUUAACUAGACCACUUGAUAAUAUAAAAGUAAUAAACUACAUGUUUUUAGUAUUCCAUAUGAAUUGAAAUUCUUUAUUCUACUUUUCAAUAUUUCCUACUCACAUUUACUAUGCAAAUAAGUCGCUUAUGGAUACGAUUAUAAAAAUUGAAGAUUAUCAUAUCUACAGACAUCAGUAAACUGCAUUUUUUAAUCUGUUACAGUUAGCCUACAAUUAUAAAAAUUUCUAAAGAAUUUAUAACCUAAUUUUAUAAGAAUUCUGAGUUGAGUGACUUGAUAGAUAUCUUCAAAUAUUCCGUUAUUAAUCAGGAAUUAUGAUAGUAUCAGGACAAACAAACAAGACAGGACUAUUACAGCUAACUUCAUGACAGUUCAGAAAAAAAUAAAAAUACUUUUUAACCCAGUUACUUCUCUUCACUGCUAUACAUAAUUAUGAAAAGAUUACACAAAUUAAUCAUUUUAUGAGUUUUCUGAAGAAAUCUGUUAAACUCAUAACAAAUGACUUCACCGAAUUUAAUAAAUUGAAAUAAUAAUAAUAAAUAGACCGUAGUCGGCAGUAAA
Nilaparvata lugens (brown planthopper) is the source of this 4995-nucleotide messenger RNA. RefSeq lists its product as uncharacterized. The record is from RefSeq and is a predicted model, not a curated record. Lineage: Eukaryota; Metazoa; Arthropoda; Insecta; Hemiptera; Delphacidae. The transcript is spliced from 8 exons. Bases 163 to 1908 code for a protein of 581 amino acids.